Messenger RNA from Paramecium sonneborni, 595 nucleotides. Lineage: Eukaryota; Ciliophora; Oligohymenophorea; Peniculida; Parameciidae. The record is from the annotation of a GenBank genome assembly.
AUGGCCAAAAUAAUCGUUGCUAGAAUACUCAAAUUAAUGGGGAAUUAGUAAUUUUUAGACUUUGAUAAAAAAUGGCAUUCAAAUGGUUAAAAUACUUGCUCAAGUCCUAAAUAGAGUGAAUGCUAAUUUAUGAAGUUCCCUAAGUUUACUAUAAUUACCAAUAAUCUUAAAUAAAUUACAUUUAGUAAUGAUGAGGAUCUGCAAGUAGAGAAUACAUUUAAAUUUUCUUAACCAAAUGAAGAUGAUAAUUAAAGUUAACUGAGAAGAUAUAACAAUUUAUAAGGUAAACAUAUACUAUAAAGCAUUUAUGAUUUAAAAACUCAUAUUAAAAUAGGUAUGUCAUUUAUAAUAACAAAAUAGCACUUGAUCUACAAAAUCUACUACUAAUAAGAAAUAUUUUAUUAAUAUUUUUCCUUGACACCGUCAGGUUAAGAAUGUUUUCUUCCGUAUCUUUUUAAUGAAGCAGAAAAAUGCUUCAUUUGGAUGAUCCUUUCAACUUUUUAAAUUUGUUACCCACCAUCUUUUAUCGUUAAAAAAUAAUCUCGUCCUUUCCAUCUCCAAAAUAAUGCUGAAUUCUUUAAUGUUAAGGAGGAAG